Messenger RNA from Hevea brasiliensis (rubber tree), 1249 nucleotides. Its product is annotated as cationic peroxidase 2. Bases 160 to 1125 code for a protein of 321 amino acids. The record is from RefSeq and is a predicted model, not a curated record. Gene Ontology annotation, cellular component: plant-type cell wall; plasmodesma. The transcript has 3 exons. Gene Ontology annotation, biological process: hydrogen peroxide catabolic process; response to oxidative stress. Gene Ontology annotation, molecular function: heme binding; peroxidase activity. Lineage: Eukaryota; Viridiplantae; Streptophyta; Magnoliopsida; Malpighiales; Euphorbiaceae.
CUUUUGACUUUAGAUGCCUAUAUAUACUUCACUUCUCUUGCACAAUUAACAUCACCACCAAAACAGAAUCCAAUAUCUUGUAGUUUCUAGCCCAGUAUAUAGAUCAAGUUUUUUUUAUCCUUUACGAUCACUAUUGAUUGUUUGCUGCCACCUACUUCAAUGUUGAGACGCACUAUGUUAAUAUGCCUCUUGGUUGCCAUGCUUGCGACUUUGGUGCAAGGUCAAGGCACUCGCGUUGGAUUCUAUUCUAGGACUUGUCCUAGAGCUGAAUCCAUUGUAAGCUCAACAGUUGCAACACAUUUUAAAUCUAACCCUGCAAUUGCUCCUGGUUUGCUAAGGAUGCAUUUCCAUGAUUGCUUUGUCCGAGGAUGCGAUGCUUCUAUCCUCAUUAAUGGCUCCAACACUGAGAAAACUGCCCUACCAAAUCUUGGGUUGAAAGGCUAUGAAGUUAUUGACGAUGCCAAGACUCAGCUUGAAGCUGCAUGUCCUGGACUUGUUUCUUGCGCUGAUAUUCUUGCACUUGCAGCCCGUGACUCUGUUGUUCUGACUGGUGGAAGAAGUUGGCAGGUGCCUACUGGACGUAGAGACGGCCGGGUGUCAUCGGCAUCUGACACUGCUAAUUUGCCUGGCUUCACAGACUCCAUUGAUGCACAAAAGCAAAAGUUCGCUGCAAAGGGUCUUAAUGCACAGGAUCUUGUCACACUAGUUGGAGGACAUACAAUAGGGACUACAGCUUGCCAGUUCUUUAAUUACAGAUUAUAUAAUACAACUGGGAAUGGAUCUGAUCCUACCAUCAGCGCUUUAUUCCUUCCCCAAUUACAAGCACUGUGUCCACAGAACGGUGACAGGACAAAGCGAGUUGCACUGGAUACAGAUAGUGAAAACAAGUUUGAUGCAUCUUUCUUCGGCAACCUGAGAAAUGGGCGAGGAAUUCUUGAGUCUGAUCAGAAAUUAUGGACUGAUACUUCCACCAGAACCUUUGUUCAACGUUUCUUGGGUGUUAGAGGCUUGGCUGCAUUGAACUUCAAUGUUGAGUUUGGAAAGUCCAUGGUGAAGAUGAGUAACAUUGGAGUAAAGACAGGCUCUGAUAGUGAAAUUAGGAAAAUAUGUUCUGCAAUAAAUUGAUGACAAUAUGAUUUUGUAGUCGUACUGUUAUAAUUUGUCACCUAAGAAAAACAAAAUGUGAUUUUGUAUUGUGAUUGGAAUGUAUAGCGUAAGCUGAUAAUAAAGUGAUAAUAUUCCAAGCAAA